AUGGAGCAGGUUCAUGGUGUCGACGUCAGCUGGAUGACUCCAGGGUCCUCCAAAGGCAUGUCUACAACCUCUUCUGCGCGCCCGCUCAACUCGCUCCCAGGGCGAUUCUCGACAUUCGUCACUACGACUUGGAUCAAUCGCCGCCGAACUGCUCUCUGCAACGAUUGCGCUAACCUCCUAUCUACAGACAAACUCAAUAAAUCCUCGCCGCCGAAGGCCACCACCACGCAACCGCGCCAAAUACCAACAGCAUCGAACGGCACACCGUCACAUCAAACAAAUGAUUCCAAGUCUGGAGUCGAGGCCAAUGGCCAGCUCAGUACAUCUUUGAAUGGUGGCUCUAGCAUAACCAAACGCCUGUCGAGAUCUGGCUCUGUUGAUAAGCAACUCGGCCCUAACGGAACGCCGCCUGGACGUCGCAACACCUGGUUCUCCAAUAUCUCUGCCAAAUUCUCGAGCUCAUCCCCUUCCGCAAACGGCCCCCAGUUACCAACGGAACCAACGCCAUCUCAUCAUCACACAGGUCUGCUGCAACGAAGUACGUCGCACGAGGACCAACCUCCAUCACCACAAGCAUCUGAUCCUCCCGUACCGAAAAUCUCGCCCUCUAGAAACGCCGUCCUGCAACAUGGCGCCAAGCCCGAGGGUAGUGGUCCUUAUACACCUGCACCGCCCAGGUCAGGUCAAGCCGGCAUUCUCAGUGUUUUCCGUCGCCUGUCGUCAUCUUCCUCUGUCAAUGGCGCAACCCACAAUCGUCUUGCACACGGCCUUGUUCAACGCACAGUACUCAACAAAGACAAGCACAGAGAACGGUGUCCUAUCGGUGAGCUCAAGGCGGCCAAACUACGCCGCGUCGCGUUUUGCGUCGACGUAGAAAUCGCGCCGAUGCCCAAGUACGCAGAUGGCGAAGUUCCUACACAACCAAUCGACAAGACAUUGAAGAAGAAAAUUGGUGAAAGGGGUGAAGGCGAAGCUUUGAAAAGCGAUAGCGCUGUCAUGAAAGAAGAAAAUCUCGACGACGGCAAGUCAACACAAGCGUCAGAGGUCAAGGCCAGCGGUCCCGCAAAGGGCGCUGGCGAGGAGACUGGAGCCAUGGCAAACAAUGCCAUUGAUGAAAAGUCAAGCGGUGAAAACGACAGCGCAGAAGCGGAUACUCCAGCAGCUGAGAAGGAGCCAUCCAGGAAAAAGGAAAAGAAGAAGCGCAGCGAAGAAGAGCGCAAGGCGCGGAAAGAAAAGCGCAGGAAGCUGGCUGAAGACAAUGGCUCAAUUCCAGUCGAAAUUCAUUAUGACAGCAGUGAUUCGCUCGGUUCGACAAGCUCGGGCACACCUAACACGAGCUCUCUACCGACUAUAAACCCAGCCAGAAUAUACAGAAGGUGUUGCCAGCUCCGAGAGACGCCCAUCCUGAAGAAAAUCACGGAACAGCUCACAGACCCGUUCAACUUUUCGCUCGGAGUGCUUAGCAAGCUGGAUCUGACAGGCUACUGGCUACAGCUGGCCGAUUUAGUGACACUUGGCGACUAUCUUGCUGUUGUACCUGUCCGAGAAGUUUUGCUCGAGAACAUUGGUUUGACGGAUGAAGGCCUGCGAGUCAUUUUGGCUGGCCUCUUGGCCGCCAAACCACCCACCUUGAGUCGCAGAAAGCCAAAGCACGAACAAGAGCCUCAAGGCGGCGUAGUUGAGCGUCUUGUCUUGAAAAACAACAAGCUUGGUCCGGACGGUUGGAAGCAUUUGUCCUUGUUCAUAUACCUCUGCAAAUCAAUCAAAAGUCUCGACCUCGCUCACAUACCCUUUCCGCGCCAGGCACUCUCUCAAGUAGGCGCCACACUGCCCAACGGCCAGCACAUCCCCCGCAGCAUCGCCGGCAUCUUUGCCACGUCGCUUGGUGAUCGACUUGCUGGUCCAACCUUGGAAAUGAUCAACAUGGGCGAAACGGAGCCUAGCAUGGAGCAGCUCGGCGUCAUACUCGACGGCAUGAUGAAGUGCAAAGUGAAGCGGCUCGGCCUGGCGCACAAUUACUUGGAUGAGCAAGGCAUCAUGCAUGUGACGAGAUACAUUUCGUCGGGUAUCGUUGAAGGUCUUGACUUGGCUGGCAAUGACCUCCGGGGUCACGAAGAAAGGAUUGCGUCGGCACUGGAAGCGAAUGUUAGUCUUUGGGCUCUCAGCCUCGCGGGCUGCGAACUUGGGCCGUCUUCUCUCUCCAAGAUCUUGCCGGUUAUGGCGAGCAUACCAGAUCUUCGGUUCGUCGAUCUUUCACAUAACAGAGAACUGUUCCAAACGCGGCCCAGCGCUGUGGGUCUUCUAAGAAGAUAUCUACCUAAAUGCUCCGGGCUAAAACGUAUUCACUUGUCCGAUGUCAGCAUGAAUCCGGAGCAAGCCAUUGCUUUGGUGGAGGUGCUUCCGGAAAUUCAACAACUGGCACACAUCAAGCUACUGGAAAAUGAGGAACUCGUCAAGCUGGCACAUGCCAAGAGUGAAGAAGCUCAAGAGGAAGCUUGCGCACUUUAUGCUUCACUCAUGGCGGCAGCUCGAGUCUCCAAGAGCAUAAUCGCCAUCGAUAUUGACGUUCCUCAUGAUGAAGCGGGCGAAAUCGUCAAGGCCAUGGCGAAGCAGGUUGUUGCAUACUGUCUGCGCAACAUGGAGCGGAUACCGGAUACGGGUAUUGGUGCUGCUAUGGCGGCAACUUUGUCAGAGACUAAUGGGACUGACGAGUCCAAGCCUGCUGUUUAUUCUGACGUGAUUAUGCAUCUUGUUGGCCACGACGUGAUGCAAGAAAGCGACGAGGAAGACAACACCUCCGCUCCCGAUGAAGACUACGUGAUUGGAGGCACCGGGGUCGUCAAAGCACUCAAGUGCUGCCUCGAGAAUCGUGGAGACGAGUCGCAGCGCCAGUCCGGGGAAUAUAUCCGCGAAGCAGAACCUGACGCGUCUCUUGCAACUCGCAAGCUCCCAACAGGUGGCAAGGCAAAGGACAUGUCGAAGCAUCUGCUUGCGGGCGCACGCAAGAUUCGGCUGCGCUUACAGCCUGCGCUUAUCAAGGCUAAAGCGAACCCAGACGACGAGAUGACCCUGAGAAAGCUCACUUUCCUGGAUGAAACGCUGCAGGGCAUCAUCAAACGAUUCGAAGACGAAUACCCUGACACACGAGAGGUGGUCGAGCUCAGUAUAACCGAUCCGAAGCGCGACAGAAGCGGCUCUGCAGAGACGGUCAACAGCCCCGCCGUUGCCGAAGAAGCAGUAGUCUCGGACGGCGAAGAUGACGGCGAGAUACGCGCGCAGCGGCUGUCCCGCAGCAACUCGACGUUAUCCAAGGUGCUAGCUGAGGAGGAGGGUCGUGUGCACCGGGCGGGCCACCGGUUCCGGGUGGGCAUAGUGUCGCAGAUGCAGAUGAGGGACCUGAUGGCCACGAUUGACGACAUUGGCGCAGAUCCGCGACACGUACGUAUGCUGACGGAACUGGCCGAGGACGUGGGCGGCGGCUUCUGGGACGAGGUGCAGACCAAGGGCGUCAUUCAGGCCUACAAGGACAAUCGCGAGUCAUUGCUGACGACGAUGAAGCGUAACGACCCCGACGGCGCUCAUUGGGAGCGCUUCGUCGAGUCGCAGAAAAAGGCCCUCGCCAACCGCACCGUGCCCAGCGAGCAGGAGAAGUCGCUUCGUGAAGCGGCGCGGGCCGCCGACGAGAGUGCGAUUGCCGACUAA
Beauveria bassiana ARSEF 2860 is the source of this 3702-nucleotide messenger RNA. Its product is annotated as cell wall biogenesis protein Mhp1. Gene Ontology annotation, cellular component: nucleus; perinuclear region of cytoplasm; cytosol. Gene Ontology annotation, biological process: nucleocytoplasmic transport; activation of GTPase activity. Gene Ontology annotation, molecular function: GTPase activator activity; small GTPase binding. The coding region runs from base 1 to 3702 and encodes 1233 amino acids. The record is from RefSeq and is a predicted model, not a curated record. The transcript has 2 exons. Lineage: Eukaryota; Fungi; Ascomycota; Sordariomycetes; Hypocreales; Cordycipitaceae.